UUUGAAACCAUGCCCGCCGACGCUGCGUCCGUCGACAUCGACUACGCCCGCCGUCUGCCGAAAGUCGAGGUAUCGUGCUCUCCGUCCAGCCUCCUCCAGCUGUUUGCUCGCCAGCCGCCAAGAGCGCAUGGACUCCAGUCACUUCCGCGAACGGCAUUGCUAAUCCGAACCCACCCCCAGCUCCAUGCCCACCUCACCGGCAGCAUCAGCCGCUCGUGUCUGCACCAUAUCUGGGAGCGGAAGACGGCCGAGGAUCCUGCGCUGCAUCUGGCGGAUCCCCUCGUCGCCAUCCCUCCUGAAAAGGUCGACUAUGACAUCAAAACCUUCUUCCCCUUGUUCUCGUCCUACAUCUACAGGCUAUGCAACGACCUCCCCAGCAUAGAAUUCUCCACCAAAGCAGUACUCUGCGACUUCCAGACCGAUGGAGUGGCUUAUCUGGAGCUUCGGACAACCCCCAGGGCAAUCCCAGAGCAGAACGUUUCGAAGGAUGACUAUGUCCGAACUAUCGCCGAGCUUCUCAUGGCGCACAAUGAAGGUGAAGAGAACACCAUGAGAGCGUUCCUGAUCCUUUCGGUAGACCGACGCAAUACGGCAGCCGAAGCCGAAGAGGUCGUGGAUCUUGCCCUCAAGCAUCGAUCCGCAGGCGUGGUUGGCGUCGACCUUUGCGGUAACCCCGCCAAAGGAGAUGUCCGCGUAUUCACAAAUGCCUUCGGAAGGGCAAAGGCCGCCGGUCUCAAGAUUACGCUUCACUUCGCGGAGACAGAAGCGUCAGCCACAGACCAGGAGCUGGAAACGCUUCUCUCAUGGGCCCCAGACCGCCUUGGUCACGUCAUCCACGUAAAGAACAAGUUUCGAGAACGGAUCGAGAGGGAGUGUAUUGGCGUGGAGCUGUGCCUCAGCUGCAAUGUUCAUGCUAAGCUUAUUACUGGGACUUUCUCGGACCAUCACUUUGGCGAGUGGAGACACAGUCAUGUCCCGUUAGCCCUAUGCACCGAUGACGUUGGAGUUUUCUGCAGCCCCCUAUCCCAGGAGUACUAUCUCGCUGCUACACAUUUCGACCUGGAUCGGAGCCAACUGAAAUCCUUAGCCGAAAGAGCAAUCGACUCUAUCUUCUCAGGGCUCGAUGAGCGUUCACGUCUGAAAACGCUGUUCUCGAACUGGAGCGGAUAGUUGGAUCGAAGAUUUAGUUGCCGCCACGGAGUAGGCUAGGCGAGUGGAAACCUCAGCGAACAUUAUUAUGCAAGGCUAUGCUGCAACAUGGUAGUCGGUCCAGGAUCGGAGAAUAUUCAUAGCGUUAUUAUCUGCGACCCAGAAGCUUCCAACUCUGCGUCACGGGAUCAGCUUAAUGUUUCUAAUGUAUACUGCAACAGGCUGUAAGAUAGUAAUAUAAAGCGUAC
This is a messenger RNA of Trematosphaeria pertusa, 1397 nucleotides long. Its product is annotated as Metallo-dependent hydrolase. Gene Ontology annotation, molecular function: adenosine deaminase activity. The coding region runs from base 10 to 1170 and encodes 386 amino acids. The record is from RefSeq and is a predicted model, not a curated record. Lineage: Eukaryota; Fungi; Ascomycota; Dothideomycetes; Pleosporales; Trematosphaeriaceae. The transcript is spliced from 4 exons. Gene Ontology annotation, biological process: inosine biosynthetic process; adenosine catabolic process.